CUGCCUGCCUGCUUCUGACACCAUCACCGAACCGCUGGCCCUGAGCUGCCCUCGCCCCGCCGCCAGGACUCCCCUUGCUCCGCUCGACCGCCGCCGCUCCACAGGGAUGGCUCCAGCCGCGGCCCCCGCGCCCUGCUGCCGCGCGCUCCCUCUGUGCGCGCUGCUCUCCCUGCUGCUCCGCUUCAGCUCAGGCAAUACUAGAGUAAUGACAGCUGUUAACAUUACUUGGUCAUCAAUUAAUUUUAAGACACUGCUGCAGUGGGAGCCUGAGCCAACCAACUACGUUUAUACCGUUGAAAUAGAUGGGAACUUAUCAAAUCGGGACAAGACAUGCAUUCAUACUACAAAAACAGAAUGUGAUGUUACUAACAUGCUGAAGAAUGUAAGAGAUACUUACACGGCUCGAAUAUACUCUGAAUCGCCAUCUGAGGAAGAUGACUAUAAUAUUCCUCCUUAUGGACUCUCCUCUCCAUUCAAACCUUAUGACCAAACUGAGAUUGGAAUGCCAGCAAUCAAAUAUUUUGAACAAAAAGAUAAAACUUUGAAAAUAAUGAUAGCGGAUCCACUAACACCUUACAGAUCUGAAAAUGGAAGCUUUCAAACUAUCAGGGACAUAUUCAAAGAUGAUCUAAAAUACACAGUGUACUAUUGGAAAGACCAAAGUACAGGAAAGAAAUUUGUAACCGAGAGAAGCAACCAAUUUGAACUCAGUGUUGAUAAUGGGAAAAGCUACUGUUUCUAUGUCCAAGCAACUGUUACAACAGGCUCAGGAAGCCGUAACAGCCCCAAAAGCACUGAAAAAUGUACCAGUAUUAAUCGGGAAGGCUUGGAUGGUCUCGAUUUAGACACUAUUCUGAUAAUAGUGGCUAUUGCAACAGGAGUUGUCCUCCUAAUUAUCAUUUUGGCUGUGGUGGUGUAUAAAUGCACAAAGGCAAGAGCGGCAGCAAAAAAGAAAGAGAACAUUCCUCCCAAUCUGUAAGAGUUGGAUGCAAAAUGCUGGCUGAUAACGCCCUAAGAAGCUCUUCUCCGACCUGUGGAAGAAAGUACUGUUCACCCCUUCCGUCAAGGGAUGUUUACUGUUUCUGUGAAACAUUUGUAAUGAAAACACUACUUUAAAGGUCCAUCUUUAACUUGCCAGUAACAAAUGGGUGGACUGUUUAGGAUAUGUUAACUGACAGAUAACAGUGAAAAUACUAUUGUUUCUUUGGCACUUUCAGGGUACUUUAGAGCAGUGGUCUCCAACCUUGGGCCUCCAGAUGUUCUUGGACUUCAACUCCCAGAAAUCCUGGCCAGCA
Molecule: messenger RNA, 1295 nt
Organism: Pogona vitticeps (central bearded dragon)
Lineage: Eukaryota; Metazoa; Chordata; Lepidosauria; Squamata; Agamidae
Gene: F3
Product: coagulation factor III, tissue factor
Biological process (GO): cytokine-mediated signaling pathway; blood coagulation
Cellular component (GO): plasma membrane
Molecular function (GO): protein binding; cytokine receptor activity
Source: RefSeq, a predicted model, not a curated record